This is a messenger RNA of Xyrichtys novacula (pearly razorfish), 10467 nucleotides long. Lineage: Eukaryota; Metazoa; Chordata; Actinopteri; Labriformes; Labridae. The record is from the annotation of a GenBank genome assembly.
AUGCAGUAUGAAUUUAAAGGUGGAAAGUAGAGAAGAUAAAAUAGAUAAAAUAAAGAAUAUAGAAUAGAGGAGAGAAAAAGAGAAAUUGAUCCCUCAUUGAUCUCUUUGUUUUUAUAGCCUUAUUGAUGAUAACCACAUACAGUAUUGCUACCUGAGCUUGACACCCCAAAGGCAGUAUGAGAUAUUAACCACCAGGGGCGCUCUGUGGUCAAGCUUAAAUUUACGUCACAUGAAGUCGUCACAUGACUGUCAGGGGCAAACAAAACAGGAAGAGGUUUUGUUCUUUGGUGUUGUGAGUAUUUCAUCGUUUAUUAUUUUGAAAUGGAAAUACAGUAGCAUCAAGAAGUCAAAGUUUGAAUACUAAUUCCCUUUUGCACGUUUAUGGUGUCGCUACGCCGCGUUAUUUGCUUUUUGCGUUGCAAGAGGAACCGAACUCCAUAUAGAGUUUGGUCGAUUUAAGAUAAUCGUGCUUACCUGUAAAGGUACGUUAAAAUUAAGCAUUAAUUGAAAGUAUAUUUUGUAUAAAUGGGGUUUGCUUGUUAAUUCAGCAUAUAAAUUAUUGAACCUUGUCUUGAGGUUUAUUCAAAAUCUUUGUGAAAUGUAGCAAAUGCGUAGGUCGCUUGUUACGAUGGUAGGCUACACAUUUUAACAGCCCUUUAAAGUUAAGACGAUACAUAGUUUUUUACAUAAAUUUGUUAAAUUAAAAACAUAAAGCAUCUUUAACAUUAACAAGGCCUAUUUUGUACUGAGAAGCAAAGACUGUGUGCUCGUUUCCUUGAUUUUAAAUGUUGACAAUUUUGAUGAUUUUUUGAAUGAAGUUUGGCUCCUCGGCACAAUCCCGUUAGAUCCACUGAAGGACGGCAUGUUCUGACCCGUUUUACACCUUUUGCACUUUAAGACCACUUUAUAUAGUUAAAGUGAUUAUGCAUAUCUUCAUAUGGCGGGCAUUAACUAGAAGAAACUCACAAUAGUUAACGGAUGCUUUUUUACGUGGUUGUAAAUGCUUACUUUGGUGAAAUGCAAAGCUCAACGCAAUUCCUGUAGUCAUGUUUGGGUGAUUGUUGCUUAGUUUUUGUAUUUUUUGCAAACAUUUGCAAAGACCAUAUAUUAUUCUAGCUGAAUCAAACUCUGUUUAUUUAUUUUCUGGGUUUGCUUAAUUGCAUUGCUGUAUUUACUGUAGGUAACAUCCAGACAGGUAACUGUACAACUUUCAUGCAGUGUGGAAAUUGGUGAAAAUAAGAUGACAACAUUUUAUGCAGUUACAGGCCUAGUAGUUGUUAUGACUGAUCAAAUGAGAUGCAGACUUUUAGAACUGAAGUAUAUGUGACUAUUCUUAACAUGUCUUGAUUGCACUAUGCAGGUUCAGAGGUCACCAUGGGGUCUGCAGUGGAGAGGACAGAUGAACAUGUGAGAGAGUACCUCAUCUACAGAGGAUUCACCAACACCAUGAAAAACCUGGACAGUGAAAUAAAGGCCGACAAGGAGAAAGGCUUCAGGGUAUGAACGACAGAUUGAUAUGGUUGGAUAUCGUUUUGAAGAGAGAACUGAGUUGUACAUAAUUUUCUGGCGUUUUUUAUUAUUGUUGGUUAUUAUGGUUUUUAGCCAGGCCAGGUUAAAAGAUGAAUAAUUCCCCUCACUUCCACUCUCCCGUUGCUCUGCAGGUGGACAAGAUCAUCGAUCAGCUGCAGCAGUUCAUUCAGAAUUUUGACCUGUUUGGUCUGAAGGAGUACUGGCUCUACCUAGACAGACGUCUUUUCUGCAGACUGGAGGAUGUUUACAGAUCAACAGUCAACAAGCUGAGGACCAGUCUGUAUAGAUACUACGUCAUCAACACCAUCCAGGUAGCUGCCUCGAUAGAAACUUAACGCAGCUGUUUCUGAAACUGAACAUUUUUUGAGGGUACUCUUUUGUCUUUCCUUGCAGAAAGGAAACCUGGAGAAGACCCAGGAGUUUUUCCAAAAGCAAGCGUUGGAGCUGCAGGGUCAGGCUGAGUGGCGUGACUGGUUCAUCCUGCCAUUUAUCCCUGCCCCUGAGCAGAAUCCUGCCUUCUCUCCUUACUUUUCCAGGCAGUGGGCUGACACCUUCCUGGUUUCACUUCACAACUUUCUAUCUGUCCUCUUUCAGUGUAUGCAUAUCCUUUCGAUGGCUCCAUGGCUGUAAUAGCACGAGUUUGCACUCCUAAUGUCAAUGAGGUUUAACAGUUAAAAAGCAUGUGUCAACCUUUAGGAAGAGCUACGCUGUGUCUGUGUUCAAAACUGCUGGUUUCCAGUCCUUAACUGUCUCCACCUCAGCCUGUUCUGCUGAGUUUUGAUGCUGAGGUUCAGAGGACGACCAGCCUGACAGAAGAGAACGAACAACUUCGCCAGCUGGUGAGAAAACACUCUACAUUAUCAACAACCUUUUCAGCUGAUGAGAUAAUUGAAUAAAAGUACUUUUGUCUGAAAAAUGAACGAGUGCUUUGAGGUAUUGCCACAUCUAUCACCAUGAGACCAACUGCGAUUUAGUGUUUGGGCAUUUUCAUUUUACAUAAAUGCAAUAUAUUGAUCCAAAUAGUCACCUGGUUUUGAUUUGCUUCUUGAAGGUAAUUAUUAUUAUUAUUAUUAUUGUUUAUUAUUAUUGUUUUAAAUCCGUCUGCCUCGUCUUCUCAUCCAGCUGUUCGCCCUGCACACGGAGAACCGGGACCAGAGAGACGGAGAUGAGGUGGUCCACCACAAGCUGCCGGUGUACGUCCAGAACAUGGACCGUCUGGGAGACACUGAGCUGUGAGACACUAACAUCACAACACUGUCUUUAAAUGAUGACUUACUACAACCAAGAUGGCUGCCAUUCUGAUGUUUUCUUUUUGUUUAUUAAGAUACAUCUGAGUAUUUAAUCGUUCUUUCAAAUGAAGUUAUUUAUUUGAUAGCUUUGUUAUUUAUUUUUUAUUUUGGCUCUCCAUUGGUACGUCCAGUAUGUAUGCUAUGAAAAUGGAGCUGUUAUUUAUUUUUGUUGUUAAAUGUUUUAAAUAUCAGCUGUUUAAAUCAAAGACACUCAGGUGAUGAUAAAAGCAGUAUAAUGUAAAGGUUCAAAUGGCAGCCAUCUUCAAUUUUCUCUCAAUGAACUUUAUAAUAAUUGAAGCACAACCUUCUGCAGUUUUUCUCACCCAGAUGGGUCUCUUUGUUUCCUUUCCCAAGAAAAACACAUACAUUUAUAUUUAUGAUUCCUACACUUUAAGCUUGUUUUUCAGUUUGACCUAACUGCUGUGUCUGGUUGAUAUUUUUUAUUAUGAAAGUUUUAUCAUAAAGUCAAAUUUGUCAAGUGUUUACCUAAUUAGUAGAUGAUACAGUUAUUCUGUUGCUAAGAUAAGAUUUACGAAGAUCUUUGCUAAUUCUGUUACGAUAUAAAAGACAAGAUUUAUCUAUGACUUGGUAAAAGAUAAGGUAAAUUAAAAUAGUGUAACACUCCUUGUAUCAUGUUCAAGAGGAGAAAGGGAUAAAGAGAAAAUAAACAAGGAUAUUUUGCAGUUAGAGUGAAAAUUUAACGUGUUUACCCAAAAACCUUCUCCCCAAAAUCAUAUUUCAUAGAAUUUUAAGGCACUUUAUUACAGAAGUGUAUUAUAGUCACUUGAGACAAAAAUCUGUCUGCUUUGUCCUGAAAUUACAUGAUACUGCAACCUGAAAAAUCUCAACAGAGCCUCUCUCACAUGUAUGAGGAAUGCAAACAUUACGUUGGCAUCAAAUUAAAAAUGAGGAAGUGUUUUUCUUAAAAUGAUAAAAUGACAUGUUUUCUUUGCUCUAACUUCAAUUCAAAUUAUUUCAAAAUCAUUUGCACUGCAUCUUUUUUGGAAUUGCAGUUGUAAUUUUGAGACAUGAGUAUCUUCUGUUUCUCAAACACAACCUUAAAAAAUCAGGUUGAAUAAACAGCGAAGACCUGUUUGCUUCUUGAAGGAGUCUAAAUUGGAGCUCCUGUUGAGAUUUUGAAGGACCAGUAUUUGGUUAAUUUGUGAAACAGCAGACUUUUUGCACUCAAAUGAAUGCAAUUCACUUGUGUACUUUAAAGCACACAGAAGAGUGGAAUAAUAUUUUGUGUUUACUAAACUAAAAUACAUAUUGAAGAUCUUUUCAAUAAGCUAUUGUAAAUGUUACAGUAUUUAUAAUAUUUUUGUGUGCUGUUGUGCGGUUGCUGUUGCCAAAUAAACAAUUCACCUUAUGAAUUGUGUUUUUUUUUGUCCGCGCAAUCCAUUUUUUUAAACUCUCACACAGACAUGUUUUUUACACACUAACAGAGUAAAGAAGGGUGGCAGAUUCGGUAAACUCUAAGAUCAGUAGAAGCCUAGCUAAAGCUAAGUAUGAUGAGAAACAUGUUAAAUUUGUGGUUGGCUACUUGAUAAAAACCAGUUUACCCACAUUCAGACACACAUCAUUACAGUCCACAGGCCCUGGCAGAAAAUACCCACUAAAACCAUUAUCACAAAUAAUCACGCUCUCGUCAUGAGUCAGGUCAUGUGAAUUGCCCACCAGUUUUGGUCUGAAUACUAAACCAACAUCAAACACCUAAGAUGUGUGAAAGAUUAUUGCUGGCUCAGGUCGCCUGCUGCGUUCAUAUUUCAAAGAAACUCAAAUGAUAGGCCAGGACCCAAAAGUGGGUUGCCGCUAAGAGCCUGAAAAAAGCUAUGAGUGAAUUUUUUCCCCUGCCUUUAAUUUAAAGGAUGUGUUCAUGAAACUUGCAGUUGUGUGGUGGUAUCUUCACACGAACGCUGAAGGUGUGCCUAUCCAGCACCAUUGCAACACUAUGGAAUAGCGUUGCAAUGGUGCUCUCUGGUAUAUCUGAAAGCAAAAUACAGCUGCGUUGAAUAAAUUUGACUGCUUCUUCAGUUUAAAUUUUUCUAUGACCUGUAGACUAGUUUGUUAAAAGAACUACAAAAUAUGUUACUUGUUUUAUACACUUUGUUCCUGGAACAGAAUUCAGUAUCAUAAAAUAGACAAAACACACCACAGUGAUCACCUGCGGCACCAUCUUGCAUUAUCUAGUAACUAUUUUCUCUGAGUAGCUUGUUUUGUCUUAUCCAGACAUUACUGGAUAUAGUUCGUUUACUUAAUAAUAACACAUCUUCAGUGCAAACAUUACUUUGGUGUUGCUGCCUCCUGUGGCUGCUGUCAACAACCUCAGCUGCUCCUGUAUUAAAAUGCUGCCAAUGUUACCAUUCCCAGUAUUUUGACCUAUUUUGUUCCCUUUGUAAGUGACGUACAGUCUCUACAGGUUGAUAAACAUCAUCUUUAGUUGCUUUCUCCCUUUGACAUGCCUCUGUCCCGGGUUUUGGUCCAUCUUAUCUGGCCUUUGUUACUCAGUACCACCCUCCCUCAAGCAUUGGAACAGCUAAUAGCAAUACCAGUCAGAGGAACGUUUUCUUUUUACACUGGGUUCAACAUUUUGUAUUACUGUUCUAGGACUAACCAUCACAGUUUCCAUGCAAACCCAAUCGUUUUGGCGCAGCCCAUCAUGUUGUUGUUACACAAUUUUAAGAUAAUCAAAGCUGGUGUAGUGGUGCUCUCUAUUGUCACCCUUCAUCCCCUACAAAUACACUUUUUUUGUAAUGGGUAGGUCCAGAAAAAAAAUCAAUAAGGCCUAAUUUUGUUCCUAGUCUUAUCAUUUUGCUGGUCUACUAUGUUUUUAUGUUAGCAUUUAGCUUACAAGAAAACAAAUUACCAAUGUACCCAGCAUGCACAAAAAUGGAGCAUGGAGCCUUGAAGAGACAGUAACCUUCAAUAAGUUGAGGUUUGAUUAAAAUUGCAUCUUGUUGGAUUCUACUAUCCUUUGUAGGGUGUUGUUGUUCUUUGGGGUCUUCUUGGUGUGCUGGAUUUUGGUGGGUUUUUUUCUGGGGUAGAUCUCUUUCUUCUACUCUCUUCAACUACAAAAUUAGACUUACUGUUGAAUUUGACAAGAGUUGUUUUGCCGCUCUUAACCUUCAGUCUUUUUCAAAUGUUGACUUUGGUGGAUCUUGAGAUUCUUUCAUCCUUUAACUUCUGCACUUUCUCUGCUCUGGUCCUCUACCCUCUCAGGGACUUGGUGUCGAGCACUCGCACUGUCACCACCACUACCACUCCUUCCAGAAACUUCUUCUCUACAUUCCUGCCUCAGGGUAAACGCACUCCGGGGAAACCACCUCAAGUCGCCACGGGGACCUCGCCAAGCCAGGUAGCAGUGGGCAGAAAGGACCCAUUGACCAAUCCGGUGAGAGCAAAUUCCAGUCUAAAAACUAAGCAGAAAGGAGAGCAGCAGUGAAUUUGUCAGAAUGCCAUGAAAAUUAGGACAUUUGACAGGGACUUUGAGUCUAUGAUUGAUUGGAGGUUUGGAGAAUGUGUAUCUCAGUGUUGUGACCAGUUGGUGGGGAAAUAGCGCAAUCAUGUUCGUCUGCAGUUCCUCAUUAUCAUUCAUGCUUUUGAUGUUCAAGGUUGAAAUCUAAAACCUUGUGAGAGUUUUUUUAAAUUAUUUUCAUUUUCUAGCCUGCAAAACCAAAGGAGGUGAUCCAAUCCAAGGAGGCAAAGCCGGUGCUGAGCCAGGCAUCAACCAGUGAACCAGUGAUCUCCCAGUCCCAACAGUCUACAAAUCAGUCAACAAACCAGCCAGCACACGGCAGACACAAGAGGAUCCAGGACCAUGAGAAAGAGAGGAAGGAGCUUUUCUCCAAACCACCAUCACAGGUAUCUGAAAACUGCAAAUUGCUGACUUGCCAGUUUUUACUAAUUUUAACAGAUUUGAAGGAAAUUUUGUCUAAUAUUUAAGGACAUGAGUGUGUCUCGAUAGAGUCAGCUACCUAUAUCACCAGCUUGUUCAUUUUGGCUGGAAAUGAUCAGCAUAAGGCAGCUAGUUUUGGAUGCUACCAAGCAUAGGGCACUACAUUUUUUGGACGGACUAGGGAAAAUGAUUUACCUGCCCAUUAUUUUUUUGUGGUCAUAAAUUGGAUUAACUAGACAGAGUGGACAUACAACUUUAUCUCUAUUUUCUAGAUCAAAACACUGACAAACCACGCAAUGCUAUGAGAUGCUGUCUGUCACCUGUAGCCCUGUCAUUAUCACCAGCUAAAGGCGUGAUGUUUACAUCUCUGUCGUGUCUGGCCUUCAGCAUGACGGUCACGGAGACGAAAUAACGGGACAAAGUCAAAGCUGCAUUAGGGCGACGCUGUUGCAGCAUUAUGGAAAGUGUCUGUGCUUGUUUACAUCCAGGUAGUAGAGCAUUGUUGCAUCAUGACAGAAACUGGAGCUGCAGCACCAGCUAGUGGCAGGCGGUGGUACUAUAGCUUAGACACAACAUAUGAUCGACUUUUCAGGGCUGCACUACUAUAGAUAUUUAUGAUUAGUUUAUUUGACUAACAGAGACUGGACACUUUUUUCAUUGUUCACUGACAUUAUCUAUUUAUGUGUUGGCUUUAGGCACCACCAGAGAAGAAGGGGGAGGUGGGGGAGGUAGAGCAUGUUCCAGAAACCUGCACUGACCCUACAGAAUCUUCAUCCUCAAACUGCAAGACGACAAGCGGAGGAGCAGAGGGAAGUGGCCUGUCAACGGAACAGCCUUUCAUCAAACUCAGCCAGGAGGAGUACGGGGAACACCACUCCUCCAUCAUGCACUGCAGGUCUGACACUCAUUUGAAAUUCAUCUAAACUGCUCCUGCACUUUAUACAUCACCAACCAACAUAUUAAACUCAUCCAUCAUUUCUCUGUCUGUGCUCUAGAGUGGACAGCUCUGGUCGCCGGGUUGCCAGUUUGGAUGUAGAUGGAGUCAUCAAGGUGAAUUUAACUUUUUGCGAACUUUGCAUACAGUUUCUGCACAGUAACUACAUGAUGCACAUUUAUUUACCCAUCAUCUGCCUCAGGUUUGGUCAUUCAACCCCAUCAUGCAAACCAAAGCCACCAUCAUGUCCAAGUCUCCUCUGCUGUCUCUGGAGUGGGCCACCAAACCUGACAGACUGGUAUGAGCUAGAAACAGACUGCAUAUCAUUAAGAAUAUUGUUGUGCGUUAAUACAAAGAUGACAAAAAUGCGCCUUUUUGUGUAUCUUUGUGUGUUUUUGGUGUUGUGCCCAGUUAUUGUUAGGCAGUGGUGUCGGCACUGUACGACUUUAUGAUACAGACGCCAAGAAGAAUCUCUACGAGAUGAACAUCGAUGACACUCAUCCACGGUAAACCAGGCUGAUUGCAACUUUUUAUACGUUUGAAUCAGGACUCUUCCUAUGAAUAAAUAAAGUUUGUGUUUGAACUAAAAAUUAAGAAAGUAAAACCGUGUUUCUGUGUCUGUCAGUAUCUUGUCUUUAGCCUGCAGUCCUAGCGGUUCGUCGUUUGUCUGUUCGGCUGCAGCUCUCAGUCGAUCUGGAAGCCUUGACGGUGUUCCUCGACUUCCUGUCCCAGUGACAGGACAGCUGCUGCUGUGGGACACCAAGACUGUCAAACAACAGGUAAGAAAGAGCAAAUGAGGACUAACAGGGAUAAAUGCUGGUACAGCUCUGUUUCUGUUGAACUAAUUUUUGUUCACUUUUUAAGACUUUUGCUGACCCCAAAUGUCCAUGUUUUGUCAAUGAGUAGAGCAGAAAAAAGAGCUGUGCAGAGGUUUAAAACACAAAAAAUUGGAAAAUUAUAAACUGUUAGACUUGUUGCUUUGGACUUGUUUGCUUUUGUAAUAAAUGAAAAACUCUCUGUCCUCCUCAGGUCCAGUUCUCCCUAGAACCUGAACCUGUGGCCAUUAACUGUACAGCCUUCAACCACAAUGGGAACCUGCUGGUGACUGGAGCGGCUGACGGAUUCAUCCGACUGUUUGGUAAAAGAUUAACAGGGAUGCAGUUAAUGACUGUUUCUGCUGCGUAUUCCUCAAUAGGCUUUAGUCACUGACAGUGUGCAGUCAGGUCUACCAAAUUUUGAGUUCAGUUUGGAGUGAGACUCCCACACACACACCCAAUAAAAAGAGCCCAAUGUAAAAUAUAUAAAAAUACUAAUUAGGAAACAUCCGUAUUUGAUAAACAGCCACAAGUAAAAAUCGACAAACCAUGGGGUCAUUGACAUCUCCAUUAUUGAGUUCACAGACAAAGAAACCCCUGACAGUCUUGGGCUAUGAGUCAUUUUCUUAAAAAAUUCAUACUUAGAAAAAAAGUUAAAAGUUGAGUAAAACUUAACAAUUAGAAAAAGGUAAUGUUUUUCUUGCAUUUUAAUUUAUUGAGCCAUAAAUGGGGUCAUAAUUUACAGGACUAACAUUGACUGGUAAAUUAGUGUUUGAAUGAGAUUAUUCUUAAAAGAAUACAGAUUAUCUCAUGAUCUGUCAAAAUUUGUAACGAUUAUCAGGAUGUAAACAUUGUUCUUCCUGUGGUGUCAGACUUAAAUCAGUGUUGACUGGCUCCUUUAACUCUCCCCGCAGACAUGCAGCGUUAUGAGAGCGCCAUGAGCUGGAGAGCUCAUGACGGAGAAGUUUACAGCGUGGAGUUCAGCUACGAUGAGAACACCGUCUUCAGCAUUGGAGAGGAUGGAAAGGUUUGUGUGCAUGUUUUCGUGAACCUUUAUCCAAAGAGCCUGAAAACUUUUUCAAACAUGUUUAAUCUUAUUUCCUUUGGGAGGGGGGACGACAUCAGAGGAGUUUGAUUGAGUUGAAUAAAAGCGUUUGUGUUCAGUUUAUCCAGUGGAACAUCCAUCGGUGUGGGGUGAAGCAGUCGGAGCAGGUUUUACCUCAGGAUGCCACAGGACCCUUCGUCCUAUCAGGUUACAGCGGCUACAAGCAGGUGAUGAUUGCUAUUCUCUCGAACCAAAGCAUCAGACAUGUUUCAGUUUUUACUAAUUGGCUGAAUAAAUAAAUCGCUUUUAAUAAAUUUGUGAAUGAUUUGUUUCUCAGGUUCAGGUUCCUCGAGGUCGCCUCUUUGCCUUCGACUCUGAAGGACAACACGUCCUGACCUGUUCGAGCACCGGAGGACUCAUAUACAGAGUAAAUACACCUUCAUCCUCAUCUCCACCUUCAUCAUGAAUGUUGUCCCGUUUAUUAAUUCUUCUUAAUUGCAUUUAUAUGAAAUAAUCUAGAUACAUUGAUCUUUGUUAUGACACUGAUUUAAACUUUUAUUGGAUUUUGAUGCAUUUAAAUGAGCUGCAGUUGCAUUAGAUGAAACACAGAUUGUUGGUUUGAAGUUUUUAUUAAACAAACUCCAAUAUUGUUUUAAUAAUGUUUUUCUUUUUAUUUCAUUUUCUCUUUUUUUCUUUUUAAAAUCUUUUUGUUUCAGCAAUAUGAAGAUUUUUAUUUCAUAUAUAUUAAUAUUUCAUUUAAAUUCUAAAUUUAUUUCUCAAUUGUUGUCUCCCAGUUGACCAAUGGGGAGCCAGCUCUGGAGAACGUGCUGUCUCUGGGCGGGCACAAAGCCCCAGUGGUUACGGUUGAUUGGUGCUCGGCUGUGGACUGCGGCACCUGUCUGACAGCCUCCAUGGAUGGGAAGAUCAAACUGAGCACGCUCCUGGCACAAAAGUCCUAA